AUUUGAGAUGCUGUCUGUCUUCAUCGCUCUGUUAUCGACUGCUCGCGUCUGUUCGAUGCUCCUCGUGCUCGAUGCUCUAUUACUUCUCAUUUGAAGUUGCGCGCCAAAUGCUGCUUUGACAGUGCUGUUGUUUCGACAUGUUCCUCUUUAUUUUCUAUUAUCUCUGUUUGCUCAUUUAGAGUUCACUCAUAAACAAUAAAAAUGGACUCGCAAUCCUACAAGCCUGUUCCCCCGGGGAUCGGAAUGGAGGAGAAUUUGUUUUCUCUCGAUGAUAUUUUACUUUCUCACGAGAGACUGCCGUGCAGGACUGAGAGCGCGUUCCCGCGACUCGGGUUCCUCGAGAAAUCCAGCGAGACACGCGACAUACCAGAGGGCACAAAGAUGGAGAUGCCACUGUGGCUGGCCAAGGGCCUGUAUGAAAGGAAGAGGCGAGUGCUGUCCGUGGAGCUGCCAAAGGUGUAUCGUGAGGGUUGGAGAACAGUGUUCGGGGCAGAUCCCAUUGUUGUAGACUUGCACAAAAUGGGGCCAUAUUACUAUGGUUUAGGCUCCCAGAUGCUACAUUUUGACAGCCCAGAAAACCCAGAGAUUGCUAAUACCAUCCUCCAGACCUUCAUCGGUCGUUUCCGUCGGACCAUGGACUCGUCCCAGAACGCCUACAAUGAAGACACAUCAGCGCUGGUGGAACGCUUGGAUUGCUUAGAGAGGAGCUUGUUUAAGGCAGGCCAGAGUGGACUAAACAGUUUCCAACUGUGGGAAAAGGGCCGGUCCUCUCACCUCACUGCCUCUAGUCUAGUUAUCAACUACAGAAAGAGGAAAAUGACAGACCUGCAGGCCUGAAAGACUUCAAAGAAAAAGAUUACAAAGAAGGACUAAGAACACUUUCUUGUGAGUGUGUGAGAAAGUGCGACACAUGCAUGUAUGUUUGUGUUAUUAAGAGACUUGUGUAAAUUGCUGGUGAACUUUUUACUGUAAAAUUUUUGUGUAUAAACAAUAUUUCAGUUUGGU
Sinocyclocheilus rhinocerous is the source of this 1005-nucleotide messenger RNA. RefSeq names its product DNA replication complex GINS protein PSF3-like. Lineage: Eukaryota; Metazoa; Chordata; Actinopteri; Cypriniformes; Cyprinidae. The record is from RefSeq and is a predicted model, not a curated record. The coding region runs from base 202 to 837 and encodes 211 amino acids. Gene Ontology annotation, biological process: mitotic DNA replication initiation. Gene Ontology annotation, cellular component: GINS complex. The transcript has 3 exons.